Molecule: messenger RNA, 2369 nt
Organism: Teleopsis dalmanni
Lineage: Eukaryota; Metazoa; Arthropoda; Insecta; Diptera; Diopsidae
Exons: 5
Coding region: 38-1036 (332 amino acids)
Source: RefSeq, a predicted model, not a curated record
CAUAAGUGUUUCACACAUUGUUUGGCCAUUUUUGGGAAUGGAAAAUCAAAAUUCAAAAUUUUUAUCAGAGCCUAUGGAUGCUAAUAACAAUCAUGAAUUUGGUACAGAGAAUCAAUUGAGUCUGGAAGUAAAUCCUUUUAUUGGCUUGUUUCGUAGGGACGUGUGUGUAAUUAAACCAAGCCCAUCCCAAAAUUUGGAAACUGAUUUACCUAAUUCGAAGGAAUUUGAAGAAAAAUUACCUAACAGCAGUCAGUCAAAUCCAAAACAGUUGCAACAAAUUGGUUCCGAAGAUACUGACAUCGAGAAAAACAAAUGCAAUGAAAAUAAGGAACAGUAUUUGGACGUGAGUGAAAAUACAGAACAGUCUAUAGAUGACGGUCUUCACGAUUCGGGCCUAUUGACUGGUACUGUAGCAGAUAUGAAGAACGACAAAAUGAGUAAAAAUAACGAACAGUCUAUACAGGACGAUCUCCAUGAAACCACUUUGAUUGACGGUCUACACGGAAAUACUACUCCAGAUAUGAAGAAAAAGUUAAAUGAAAACAAAAAACAGGCUAUAGUUGAUAGAUUUCUAAAUAGCGGUAAUGGGGAUCAUUCCGCUUUAUGCAAAGAUCAAAAUAGCGAUAUAUCUGAUGUUGAAUGUGAUUCACAUAUAUCACCAGAUACACGAAAAUUGGAAUGUUUUGAGUCUAACCAGACACUUAUUAGUGUAGAAGGAAAUAAUAUUAAAAACAAGAUAUUAGCUUGGGAGAAAUUAUCCAAAACAGGAAUAUCUAAGUAUUCAGAGAUGUCCGAGUUUAGUGUAUUUGGAGAGAGCCACUCAAAUCCUGAGAUUGAAAAGAAUUGCAUGAAAAUGAAAAAAUCUAAUGUGAAAAAGACAAUUAAGCAAACUAGUUCAAUAAGUGUUGAUCCAGAAAGUUUUAUACCAGAUGCGAGCGAAGAAACUAAAAUCCGUUCGGGAUUCGCCGUAAGGCGAGUCUCGCCAAAAAUUGCGAAUCUUCAGGCUACCAUUUUACAGAAGCUCAAAGAAGACUAAUAAUUUCAAUAUUCAGUAGUUCUGGAGGUUCGCAAAAUAUUAAGAACUGAUGUCAUCUUGAAACAUGAAAGCUCGUAUAUGAGAUAUCUACCAGCUCUGGCAAAAAAACACAAGGCAAGAAAAGGACGUCAACGAUCUAAUGAGUAGAACAGCAAUUCCAGAUUCGCAAUAUCAAAAUUGCGUUUUCCAUAUAUAAAUAUGCAGUCUAUGUACUCCUAAGUAAGUGGUUAAACUGAAGUUAUAAUACCACUGGAAUUUAUGUUGCUCAACAUAUAACAAAUAACAUAAAAUGUAGCACUUCAUUUCCAUAAAAGUUACUCAAGAAUGGAAAAUAAUGGCCCUGAACAAUAAAAAAAAUUUUCCCUAAAGAUAUCAGAUGGACAUUGAAAAUGGAUACGUAGAGAGUCUGUCUUUUGAAAAUGCAGCAAUAAAAUUAAAGCAAGUUUUUCUGGUUCUAGCAAAUUGAACAAUCGAUCUGAAAUAUAUGUAAGCCAUGUGAAAACCUUGAACCUAUACGAAAGAUGUAAAUAGUGCAGGAGAAUAUCAGUCAAUCAAAGGAACUCUACUUGUUCGCUGAGAUGAACAUAAAGUUGAUGGAAUCGAGCAUUAAAACUACUCCUUCAAAAGUCAAGAAAAUUUAAGGCAACACAAUAUUUCAUAGGUACUGCUUAUGGAUGGAACAAAAUUGUUAGAAACUUCUUCACCAAUAACCGUAUUGCAGUGUUGGAAAGAGUUCAGUAAUUUACCUAUAUGAUUGUGAUAGUUAAUAAUGAUGUGGAAUUCCUCCUCUUCAUGAAGAUGAAAUAAUGUAACACCGAAGACACGUCACAAUUGAAUUCUAAACUUGAACACAAGUACAGUUUCUGAAGCUAAAGUAUCUUACCAACGUCUAUUAGUUAUUAACGAUAUCAUCUGUUUCUUAGUCUUUUCAAAAAACUUAAACGUUGCUAAAUGUAUGUGUAUAGCACGCCCUAACUCCUGAUGCUGCCUGAUAUGAAUAAUCGCCAAUAUUAGAUGAAAAAUUUGACCAGGAUUGAUUAGAAGAAGUAUAUGGAAGAAUACAAAAAUAAUUUCUGGUUGCAUUUAAUUAAAAGGAAACGUAAACUAGAUUUAUUUGAAAACAUUGCAACUUUAAAUACUGUAAAUAUUUAAUUUCAACUAUAAAUCGUCUAAUUUGUAUUAAAAGUAAUCAUGUCGGCUUGUAAAACGAUCUACCACUACUUGAAGAUUUAUUCCUCUAAGCCACAUUCAACCAGAAAAUGAACUUAAGCCAUAAGAAAAUAUAUGCUUACAUUGCAAAGGAUGCUUUAUUUGAUACAAUAGAAAAAAAAAC